UGCCGCGGCUGAGCCGGGACCGACCUAGGGCGAGAGAGCUGGUAACUGGGACCUCCCCCUUCCCAGAGGAACCAAUAGUUCAGUCCAACAUGGCUGCCACCAUGAAGAAAGCGGCUGCUGAAGAUGUCAAUGUUACUUUUGAAGAUCAACAGAAAAUUAACAAGUUUGCAAGAAAUACCAGCAGGAUUACAGAGCUGAAAGAAGAAAUAGAAGUUAAAAAGAAACAACUUCAGAAUUUGGAGGAUGCAUGCGAUGACAUGAUGAUGCUUGAUGAUGAAGAUUCAAUACUGAUACCGUAUCAGAUUGGUGAUGUUUUUAUCAGUCAUUCCCAAGAUGAAACACACGAGAUGCUGGAGGAGGCAAAGAAAAACUUACAAGGAGAAAUAGAAGCGUUAGAAUCUCGAGUGGAAUCAAUUCAGAGGGUAUUAUCUGACCUGAAGGUUCAGCUUUAUGCAAAAUUUGGAAACAAUAUAAACCUUGAGGCUGAUGAUAGUUAAUUUUUUCCUAAAUAUACAGUAUGCAGUUUUUGGUAUUGGUUUAUUAAAUGUUAUUCUUGACAUUUUUCUUCUUUCCAAUAAUGUUUUUUUAAAAAAUCCCACUCAUUUAUUGUUUUAUGGCUUUCCAGUCAUGAGUUCUACCUGUAUAAUGAAAGCUUUCUUAUUUUGCUUGCCUACAAGUAUUUAUUUGUUUCAGGAAAAGCAAUAGCCUUCCAUGAGUUGCUGAUGCACAUCAAGAUUGAGGUCUUUACAUUCUCUUUAAUAAUAAAGUCAAGGAAAUAUGAUACGUUUCCCUUGUUUUUAUUUGUGGAAAUUACUAUCCAGUGUGUGUGAAAUGCUAAACAUCUGAAACUUCUGCCAUCAGAUAUAUUGGAUUAAUCUGUCCUCACUGACCGUUAAUAGUUAACAAUUGUACUAUAAUACUUUUGCAUGAUUAUGUUUAAUGAUGUUUGCCUGCUUUUUAAAUUGCUUUGAUGUCUAUUGAUUAAAAGCACGAUAUACGAUCAUUAUCAA
This is a messenger RNA of Chelonoidis abingdonii (Abingdon island giant tortoise), 1010 nucleotides long. It is a transcript of the gene PFDN4, whose product is annotated as prefoldin subunit 4. Gene Ontology annotation, biological process: protein folding. Lineage: Eukaryota; Metazoa; Chordata; Testudines; Testudinidae. Gene Ontology annotation, cellular component: cytoplasm; prefoldin complex. The record is from RefSeq and is a predicted model, not a curated record.